Alnus glutinosa is the source of this 703-nucleotide messenger RNA. Its product is annotated as EG45-like domain containing protein. Gene Ontology annotation, biological process: systemic acquired resistance. Bases 94 to 495 code for a protein of 133 amino acids. The transcript is spliced from 3 exons. The record is from RefSeq and is a predicted model, not a curated record. Lineage: Eukaryota; Viridiplantae; Streptophyta; Magnoliopsida; Fagales; Betulaceae. Gene Ontology annotation, cellular component: apoplast; cell wall.
UCGGAGUACUAAACCUUUUGCUUUGCACCACAAAGGAGUUUCAUUAUAGCUAGCUAUAUAUAUUUAUCCUUAAGUAUUUCUAAGCGAAAAAGAAUGGGAAUAAAUGCUCAAGUUCUGCUUACCUUUGGCACCAUCAUAUGUUUUGCUUCAACUUCAUAUACUUACGAUGGGACUGCCAGUUUCUACAAGCCUCCUUACGUUCCCUCUUCAUGUAAUGGAUAUAGAGAUGAUGGUAUUUUUUUAGCCGGAGCAAGUGAUGCUGUGUGGAAAAAUGGGGCAGCAUGUGGGAAAGUUUACGUGGUGUACUGUACUGGUGCCACAAACCAAGCACCGCACCCUUGUACGGAUACCGGUACCGCUGUUGUGGUCAGAAUUGUUGAUUAUUGUCCAAAAGGAUGCCGCGGAACCAUUAAUCUUUCAGAAGUUGCUUUCUCUAUGAUUGCUGAUCUCAGUGCUGGAGUAAUUAAGGUUAACUAUACAGAGUGGAAGAAUUAAGAAGGUCUAGUAAGGGCAAGUUAUGAUGAUACUGAAAUCACGAUGGCGAUCAUUUUCUUGCCUUUGAGCCAAGAAGCUUAAUUCGGCUAAUAUUCAGCAUUUUUUUCUUUCUUUUCUGCGUCCUACAACUUCUACUGGUUGUACUGUUUAUGUUUAUUGUAAUGAUAUUUUAUCCUGCUAAGAAAAAGAAAAAAAAAAUGUUUUUGAA